Zalophus californianus (California sea lion) is the source of this 1138-nucleotide messenger RNA. It is a transcript of the gene KCNMB4, whose product is annotated as potassium calcium-activated channel subfamily M regulatory beta subunit 4. Gene Ontology annotation, molecular function: calcium-activated potassium channel activity; potassium channel regulator activity. The transcript is spliced from 3 exons. Bases 135 to 767 code for a protein of 210 amino acids. Gene Ontology annotation, biological process: potassium ion transport; detection of calcium ion. Lineage: Eukaryota; Metazoa; Chordata; Mammalia; Carnivora; Otariidae. The record is from RefSeq and is a predicted model, not a curated record. Gene Ontology annotation, cellular component: membrane; voltage-gated potassium channel complex.
CGCUCCCCCUCACCGCCCACUCCCCUGCUGUUGCGCGGCGGCGGCGGCGGCUCCUCCCGCCCGAGGCAGUCGGGCUCGGCGCCGGGGGCGGGAGGGGGCGGGGGGAGCGCGCCAGCCGCCCGGAGUGGGGGGCGAUGGCGAAGCUCCGGGUGGCUUACGAGUACACGGAAGCCGAGGACAAGAGCAUCCGGCUCGGCUUGUUUCUCAUCAUCUCCGGCGUCGUGUCGCUCUUUAUCUUCGGCUUCUGCUGGCUCAGUCCCGCGCUGCAGGAUCUGCAAGCCACGGCGGCCAACUGCACGGUGCUGUCGGUGCAGCAGAUCGGCGAGGUCUUUGAGUGCACCUUCACCUGUGGCGCCGACUGCAGGGGCACCUCGCAGUACCCCUGCGUCCAGGUCUACGUGAACAACUCCGAGUCCAACUCCAGAGCGCUGCUGCACAGCGACGAGCACCAGCUCCUGACCAACCCCAAGUGCUCCUAUAUUCCUCCCUGUAAAAGAGAAAAUCAGAAGAACUUGGAAAGUGUCAUGAAUUGGCAACAGUACUGGAAAGAGGAGAUCGGUUCCCAACCAUUUACUUGCUAUUUUAAUCAAUUUCAAAGACCAGACGAUGUGCUCCUGCAUCGCACGCAUGAUGAGAUUGUCCUCCUGCAUUGCUUCCUCUGGCCCCUAGUGACAUUUGUGGUGGGCGUUCUCAUUGUGGUCCUGACCAUCUGUGCCAAGAGCCUGGCAGUCAAAGCAGAAGCCAUGAAGAAGCGCAAGUUCUCUUAAAGGGGAGAAGGCUCAUGGAAAGCAAAGCACAGAAGCUGCACCCAACGGCACACGUCUCCCUGCAGAGCCCAUUUCCUGGCACAGGAGAUGGAAGGGGCUAUGCGAGGUCUCCGAGAGGCUCCUGCCUCGAUGGCAGCAGAAACAGGCACAACUGGAAGACUCGGAACCUCAUAGAUUGUAUGCCAUGUGUCAUAGCGAUGGCUAAGGGGUCAAGCUCUUAACCUUAUGGAGUAACCAUUUCAGAAAACCCUAUAAGAAGUUAAUUUUCUUUGGAAAGCAACCGUAUAUAAUUGUACAGUGUAGUAUACAAACUAUUAUGAUUUAUGCUACUUAAAAAUAUUAAAAUAGAGUGGUCCAUGUUUUUUUUUCUA